This is a messenger RNA of Epithele typhae, 1257 nucleotides long. RefSeq lists its product as uncharacterized. Lineage: Eukaryota; Fungi; Basidiomycota; Agaricomycetes; Polyporales; Epitheliaceae. The transcript has a single exon. Bases 1 to 1257 code for a protein of 418 amino acids. The record is from RefSeq and is a predicted model, not a curated record.
AUGCCCACCCUCACUCAUCCCUCUCCACACUCUCGCCCCCUCCGCUCCUCGGCACUCCAGUCCCUGCCUCCCGCACCCAAUUUCCCGCGCGCGCAUGGCCAUCCAGAGGUCUCGCGUGUCGGCGGCCACUACCAGUUGCAGCUUGCGCCCGCACACGACGCUGUCGUCGCGCGCCUAGUUCCUGGUCUGCAGGCCCUCCGCGUAGGGUCUGCUGAUGGCACGGACGGCCUGGAGCACGGAGAACACCCCUCUCGCUCCUUCGACGGGCAAGAAACCCGCGCAAGGCUGGCGCAAGACGGUCCCGCGGCGAGUGGAAGCGGGAACGCGGCUCCGCGGCGUGCUCUCAGCUCGCGCAGGGAGGACGUCACCCCGGCCCGCGCUCUCGGCGUUUGGGAGGCAUCGACCUGGGAAUCGCCCACAGGCGAUGCCUCCUCUGCCCACCCAUCGCCAUCGUCGCGCCUAUCGCUCCCCCCAUGGCCGUCGACUCCGCCGUCGAACCUUUCAUCACCUCCACUCUCUUCUCCAUCGGCUCCUCCAGCGGAUACCCCCGGCAACGAUGGCGUACGCCGCGGUAGCCCCGCGAGCAGCACUCGGUCGUCUGGCCCCUCCUUCUCCUUCAGCCCGAGCAGCGAAGGAGCGUCCCUGUGCAUUACCCCUGCGACGUCCCCCGGGUCCAACGUGCAUGACGAGUUGCCCGCGCCUGCACCUCCCCGCCCGCGCGUCCGAUUCUAUCGGGCCUCAUCCACCACCCUCUCGACCUCGACUUCAACAACGGUGACACACACCUCGACGUCCACGACCACCCCCACCGCUCCAUACCACCCCAUCACCCCGUUCCUCGCCUCUCUCCCGCAUCCUCACAGGUGGGACCUACGCGAAGCCCUCCCGCACGACCUCCUCCGCGACCCGCGCUGCGAAGAUCAGGCAUUCGGAACCGGCUUCUCGCGGUGCAAGAUCGUCUUCAACGCAGGCUCGAACACCGAGUUCUUCGCGCAUUGCACACCGUCUGGACGCGGACCCCUCACCGUCGCGGAUGUCUUCAAAUGCAUCGCGAAGAAGCUCGCGGAGAGGUGCAAUUGGUUGUUUGAGGACGAACCGGUUGGGGCGCGCGCGGGGCAGAUCGGCCGUGCGUGUGGGGGCAACGCGACGUACGCGGACCUCCUGGACGGCGACCGGUGCUUCUUCUGGGGUCUGAAUGAGACCGGAACGUCGCAGGAGUUUGCGGUGGUGCUGGGAGACAGGCGCCGGCCCGUCUAG